GCUGCCAUUGCAGGUUCCACAGCCCGUGCCAGUCACUGCUUCACCUUCGGCCGGUCCAUCUCCACACAUUUUUCCCACCCUACUUUCUCCAAUCAGCCUGGCUGGUCACCAUUCGAGUUUCCUCCACCACUCUGGCAGCCCACCUCUACGGUAAAUGUCAUUCUCUCAUCUCAUUUAUCGUCCCAGUUAACGUUCUCAACCCCCAACAUUAGUAAUAUUGUGAAAUCUGAAUUCGCAUUGCGCUAUAUGCUGGGACUGUCUGCUUAAUGGUACUCCUACUAUGUUCAUAAGUGGUUUUCCAUGGUGGAAGAAUAUCUCCCUUGGCGUAAUCAGUUUGAAUUUUUUUAGUGUCCCAUGGUCUGUUGGGAAUUAUUGAUGGCUCUAUCCCUGCACCAUCACAAUCCAUUUUUUAUGCCCUUAAUCGGGAUUCCCCAAAUCCCGAAUAUCAUUCCUGGCUUAAAAUUGAUCAAAGUGUUAGGUUGUGGUUGUCUCGCAAUAUUUUAAUUGAAGUGCAUACUCUUCAUUUUUUUGCCUUAAUUUGGGAAAGAUUGGAGACUCGAUUUAUGGCAACCAGUAUACCUCGGUCCAUGGAGCUUAAAAGACUUUUUUCUAGUUUAAAGAGAAAGGAAGAUCAAUCCAUGCAUGAUUAUUUGAGAGAGAUCAUUAUUCUGACUGAUGCACUAAAUUCCAUUAAUUCUCCAGUCACUAAUUGUGAACUCCUUCAGUCUAGUAUUCUUGGUUUGAGGCCUGAAUAUGAGUCUGUUAUUACUUCGGUCAAUUUGUUCCCGGAUAUCUUCACUUUUGAAUCUUUGCGACCAUAAUUAAUGGCUUUGGAACAAAGGGCACUUUAUCUUCGCUCGCAAAUUAUACAUACCGGACAUCAAGCAUUUGUGGCACAUGACCAACCUUUUGCAGCACGCCCUUCAGGCCGAGGGAGUGGUCCCGCAUGUGGUAACGGUUUCAGGGAUUUUUGUGGCGGCGGCCGAACACGAGGGCACCGUGGACGAGGCAGAGGCUAUACCGGCCAGCAGGGGUCCAGCUAUGGUGGACAACAGGCCAGCUACGACAACCAACAGGCGGCUAGACAUCCACCGUUUGCUACAGCUCCUGGAUCGUAUGUGUGGUAGCAGGGGGUCCUCCUCGGGGUCCUCCACAGACCGGGUUUCCAGGUAUGGGAUCAAGAAAUUUUGGAAAAGUUUGAUAUAGUAUAAAUGCUUUAUCUACUUGUGUUACUCACCCCAACAUUGCAGGGUUCUCAUCUUUGAGCAAAAUUAUAAAUAUCUUGCACCGCCUGUUGUCUGUCAGCUUUGUUAUUCCCCAAGUCACUCAGCCAUAUCAUGUCCUAGAUUCACCAAUUGUACACCAGCUCUGGUGGCUAUUCCUACAACUGAAACAAAUGCGUCUGUGUGAUACCCGGACUCCGGUGCCUCAGCUCAUAUGACACCGCAUGAAGGAGAAUCAUACGGGAGCCAUACUCCUCCAGGCAUCCAAUAGAGACUCGGUUUAUCCCUUUAAAGCAACCCAGUCGACUUCCUCAUCUCUUGCUUUAAAGACUACACUUGUUUCUAAUCCAGUUUGGCACAAACGUCUUGGUCAUUGUGGGGAUGAUGUUCUUUCUUCACUUAGGAAAUAUAAUUUAAUUUCUAGCACUAGUACUUUUUCUCAUGAUUGUGUUUCAUGUAAACUGGGCAAGUUUCAUCGCCUUCCUUUUCAUGAUGUUACUCAUAACUUUACUGCUCCUUUACAACUUAUUGAUUCAGAUGUUUGACAAUCGCC
Messenger RNA from Cuscuta europaea, 1776 nucleotides. NCBI's taxonomy places the organism in Eukaryota, Viridiplantae, Streptophyta, Magnoliopsida, Solanales, Convolvulaceae. The record is from the annotation of a GenBank genome assembly.